Messenger RNA from Dendronephthya gigantea, 2530 nucleotides. RefSeq names its product substance-P receptor-like. Gene Ontology annotation, biological process: G protein-coupled receptor signaling pathway. The record is from RefSeq and is a predicted model, not a curated record. The transcript has 2 exons. Lineage: Eukaryota; Metazoa; Cnidaria; Anthozoa; Malacalcyonacea; Nephtheidae. Gene Ontology annotation, cellular component: membrane. Gene Ontology annotation, molecular function: G protein-coupled receptor activity. Bases 575 to 1735 code for a protein of 386 amino acids.
AUGAAUAACGUCUGCAUUUAAUACUCAGGCAGCUUUGUGAUAACCCCAAACAGGAAUAUGUGGGUGGAAGGUGGAACGCCCAAUGUCAAAUAACUAUGCCAAAACUUUGAUAACAAGACUCGUAAUGAAACAAGGGAUGAGAUCACGCGAUAACCUGCCAUUGAAGAGCGAAACCUGACCCAAUCGUGACCGUGCUAUUUGGAAUUUACGGCGACUCAUUUUGGCACAAUUCCCUCCUGAAAAUAUAUCCUACCUGCGGUUUUACAGAGAUACGGUGGCGCACGUUGAAGCAGUCGUGACGUGCAAAUUGAGAUGCCAUCUCCAAAAAGCUUUGUGUUCGUGUUGAAAGAACCUCAGCAUGAAUCUUGCGGCGAGACAUCAGACUGACGGGAGGACAUAUUGUGUGCGUUAUAGUGGUGUAAAAUAACGAACCGUAUGCAUCUGAUAGGCAGACUGAAGACUACAACAGUUUAUGAAAGUGAAUGAACCAUUCGACAAGCUUUUGUGAAACGGGCAAAAUUGGUGGAGGUUGAAUUGACGUCGAAUUUCAUGGACAAGACUAGAGCGUCAAAAGAUGUCCUCCGGUAACAACACGUCGUUCGGUUUGCCGUUGUUUAUGAACCCGGAAUUCCGGCACCUUCUAGACCAGCUUCAAGUGGCCCGUUUUAGUAUAUUCGCCUUCGUGUUUGUGUUGGGAAUAUGGGGGAACGUCAUGGUCAUCACGUCGAUAUGCACCGCGAAGCGAUUAAAAACUUCAAGUAAUUAUUUCAUAGCGAACCUGGCGAUCGCCGAUCUCGGCUCGUUGCUCAUCGCAAUGCCGAUUGCUGUCAUUGGACAAGUGACCGACUGGCCAUUCGGUGCGAUCGUCUGCAGAUUCCUGAACCCGUUGAAAGAUUUAUUUCUUCACGUUUCGUGUAUAACUUUAACGGCGAUCGCCAUAGAUCGUUUCGUGCACACGGCGUAUCCAUUCAAACCUCAUCUUUCAUCUUACAAAGUCAAACUGACCAUCGCGUUGAUAUGGCUUGUGGAUUACCUUGUUGUGCCUCUGCCCAUGGGUUUCGUGAUGAAGAUACGCAAGCAUCCGUGGAACGGCUUCGACGUUUGCAUGGCCGUGUGGUCGCCGGAGGGACGAAAAAUAUCGAUUCUUGUUCUCUCCGGAUUCCUGUUUCUUUCGGUUUUAAUCACAGGUCUCUCGUACCUUGGAGUCGGAGUGGUUAUGUUUCGUCAGCGGAAACGGAUAAAACAGCGGGCCCAAGAGCAAGGCGCGGGAAAUCAACAAAAAGCACUUAAGCGACAGCUGGAGAAAAACGCAAAGACGGUUAAACUCAUGGUCGUGAUUGUGCUAGCGUUUUGGUUCUCGGUUUUACCGUUGACAGUGUUUGGAUUGCUGCAGGAGUUGAAGGUUUUGGUGUUAAAUCCAUCGCAGUAUGUAAUAUCCAUGUUCAUCGUGUUGCAUCUGCUGUUUCUACAGCAUUGUAUUAAUCCCAUAAUCCUUUAUGUUUUCUCCAAAGAAAUGCGGGUCGGUUUCGCAGCCUGCCUUAAGGAGUGUAGUGGUAAGGGAGGUAGAGGAUAUCCGAGACAGUAUGGUAGGAAAGCAAGCUUGAACGGAAAGCCUGCGUCGCUGAGUAGGAACGAGAAGUCAAAACCAAACGAUGCCAGUUUGGCUGUGAAUGGAGUCCCUAGGAUGUACAAAAUCGUGAAUCAUAACAAAAGAGGGCCAACUGUGCAAGUGUAAAUGUACUAAAGAUAUCUAGAGCGCCAAUGCGAACUAACUUGUCACUUGUGAACUGUUCUUCCUAGGAAUCCAGAGUGUUGAUCACCUCUGGGUGAUCCAGUGUUACUGCAAGAAGAAACUGAACUUGAUUUAUUCCGGGUAGCUAGUUCCAUUAUGUCUAAAUUUUUCUAUAAUAAGGACCAUCUAUUAGUCCAAUGUUAUAAUAAUACAGAAUGCAGCCUAAACCUAACUCAAUUAUACUGGAUGGUCUAUCAUUUUUAAGCAGCUCUAUCAUUUUGAAAUUGUCCUGCCUGGAAAUUAACCCAACUGUUCUGGUGUUGAUAUGAUGAGCAAAUAUUCAUUUAAAAGUGAUUAGCGUGCGGUACUUCAAUCAAUAGCAAUGUUAAUUUCAAAAACAAAGGGUUCGCUCCACUCUAGAUUUCUUCCGCAAUAGGCAAGCAAUUUUUGUAUAUAAUAAAUAAAUAUGUAAAAGAAAAUGAGAUAUAAGAACAAUAUCCGUAUGUUAUGUACAAAGUGCAGCAGAAUUCGAACAAGUGCGGCAUUAUUAUCAAAAAGAAGAUUUGGUGCGCUGCAUAUGUCUCUAUAUAGUCAUAGUGAAUUGAUAUUGAAAAAUAAAAAAAUAAUAUAGCAAAAAAUGACGACGCUUGAUAUGAAUAAACUGAAUAAAACUAUGUGUAAAACUCAUAACUACAUUUUUGACUAGAAAUGGACGAUUCCGAUUGGUCAAGACUAACCCAAUCGCUUGCUUGCUUCACCUCGCUAAAAGAUACGCUGAUGCUUGCUUACAGUGGAACA